UUUUGCAGAGAAGUGUGGUGUUGAUGGGUGGGCGAAGUUCUAAGGAGGAUAGUUGGAGACAGAGUUCUUCUGUGCGCUCUGCUUCUUCAUGGAGUGCAUAUUUGGAUCCCCAAUGGGGUUAUGAUUAUGAUGAUCCACAAUCGUCUUAUUCUUCUUAUGGCUAUGAAGCUUAUGCUAGUGAGAAUGUAGUCAGAGAUGAUAGUACCAAGCUACAGAGAAGAUACUCCAGAAUUGUUGAUAAUUACAAUUCCAUUGACGAGGUUAGUGAGGCUCUUGCACGUGCAGGGCUUGAGUCUUCGAAUCUUAUUGUUGGUGUAGAUUUCACCAAGAGUAAUGAGUGGACUGGCAAGAAUUCAUUUAAUAGACGAAGCUUGCAUCACAUUGGGAGUGGUCUGAAUCCCUACGAGCAAGCAAUAUCAAUUAUUGGGAAAACCUUGGCUGCAUUCGAUGAGGAUAAUAUGAUUCCCUGUUUUGGAUUUGGAGAUGCAUCAACGCACGAUCAAGAUGUCUUCAGUUUCUAUCCGGAUGAAAGAUUUUGCAAUGGAUUUGAAAACGUGUUAAGCCGUUAUAGGGAAAUUGUUCCUCAUCUUCGACUUGCAGGUCCUACUUCAUUUGCGCCAAUAAUUGAAAUGGCCAUGACAAUUGUUGAGCAGAGUGGAAGCCAGUACCAUGUUUUGGUGAUAAUCGCAGAUGGCCAGGUAACAAGAAGUGUUGACACUGGACAUGGGAAACUAAGUCCACAGGAACAGAAGACUGUGGAUGCUAUUGUUGCAGCUAGUAAAUUACCUCUUUCAAUCAUAUUGGUUGGUGUUGGAGAUGGACCAUGGGACAUGAUGAAGGAAUUUGAUGACAAUAUCCCAGCUCGGGCCUUUGAUAAUUUUCAGUUUGUUAAUUUCAUGGACAUUAUGUCAAAGAACAUCCCUCCUUCACGAAAAGAGGCAGCCUUUGCACUUGCAUCAUUGAUGGAAAUUCCUUCUCAGUAUAAGGCAGCAAUAGAGCUUAAUCUACUGGGUAAUCGGCAGGCCAAUGCUCCUCAAAGGGUUGCUCUACCACCGCCCACUUGUAGUUCGGCAUCUCUGAACACUUCAGAGCCUUCUCAUGCUGCAACGUUUGAGCCCAGUUUCCUUCCUCAGUAUGGCGACAGCCACACAGUUGGCACAGCUUCUUCUGCCCCAAGUUCCGCUUAUGAUUAUCAACUUUGUCCCAUUUGUCUGAGCAAUGCAAAAGACAUGGCUUUCGGAUGUGGGCAUCAGACAUGUUGUGAAUGCGGACCAGAUCUUCAGUCGUGCCCCAUCUGCAGGAGCCCUAUUAAUACCAGAAUUAAGCUUUACUAAGCAUAUAUGUAAUGUAACUGGGGAAUUGAUUUUUUAUUUUCAUGCAUGUGUGGUGCCAGUCAC
Molecule: messenger RNA, 1397 nt
Organism: Abrus precatorius (Indian licorice)
Lineage: Eukaryota; Viridiplantae; Streptophyta; Magnoliopsida; Fabales; Fabaceae
Product: E3 ubiquitin-protein ligase RGLG2-like
Exons: 11
Coding region: 24-1334 (436 amino acids)
Biological process (GO): protein K63-linked ubiquitination
Molecular function (GO): ubiquitin protein ligase activity
Source: RefSeq, a predicted model, not a curated record